AUGACCAAAUCCUCCUUUUCCCAGCAGCUCGACUAUAUCGUCGUCGGUGCUGGCGUGGCCGGCCUCACAAUUGCCUCUCGUCUCUUUCAAGAACCAUCCACCAUCGUUCUUCUCAUCGAAGCCGGUCCUGACGGCAGAGGUGACCCUCGCAUUGAGACUCCAAGAUUGCUAGCAGCCCUCUAUGGCGAUCCAACGCUAGACUGCGACUUUAUGACAGAGCCCCAACCCCAUGAUGGGGGAGUGAAGAGAUGGCGCCGUAUCUGUUGUCAGUUUUAUACGUACCAGAUGCCUAAUGCUGCAAGGGCAGAGAUGCUUGGUUUGAAUGGGUACAUGGGCAAAGACAACCAGGGAUGUGAUGGUCCGUUACCUGUUUCUUUCCCUGCCGUCUAUGGACCGUUUAAUCGAGCCUGGAAUGAGGCAUUGGGAGGGAGAGAACUGGGCGCGUUUACCUGUCCUCUCUCCAUGGAUGCCACAAAGGGGAUAAGGGGGUAUGUAGUGGUGUAUUAUACGCCUGAGGUUGCGGCGAGAGGGAAUCUGACUGUGUGGACAGAGACACAGGUUGAGAGGAUUAUCUUUGCUGAUGACAAGCUAGAUGGGAAGAUAGUCGUAGGUGGAGUGCAGAUACGCAGUCCAUCUGAAUCCACAAUCGUCACUGCUCGACGUGAGGUUAUUCUCGCUGCUGGAAGUCUGCAAACACCGCAGCUACUUGAGGUUUCAUGGAUUGGAAAUGCCCAACUCUUCCAGAAGCAUGAUAAUCUCCAAGAUCAUGUUAUUGCAUCGCUUAGCUAUAAAGUGGCCGACGAUCAGGUCUCGGGGGAUGUCAUGCGUGAUCCGCAGGUCGUGCAGUAUUUACCGCAGCCCUACCAGGAAACCAAAGGUGGUCCUCUGUCCGGGAUGCCAAUAAGCGCUGCAUACAUGCCGUUGGUGGAUAGAGAUGGGUCCGUUGGGAGAGAAUCUCAACGCCAAAUGCUUCUCAAUCCCCAGCAGCUAACAGCCGAAUACCUCUUCUUCCCAGCUCAACUGCGCACCAAACCCGGCCGUACAACAAUGCACGAUCUGCUCGAGAAAAAGGCAGUCGGAAACUACAUCAGCAUCCUGGCCAUGCUCAGCCACUCUUUCUCAUUAGGUUCCAUCCACAUCAAAUCCUCGAAUAUACAAGAAAAGCCCGCUUUCAACCCAGACUAUCUCUCCCACCCGCUCGACCUCGAACUCCUCGCCCGACACCCCCAAUUUAUCGACCGGCUUGUGCACACGCAACCCUUUCAGUCCUUUAUACAGCCUGAAUCUCGUAUUCCCGCAGUGGACAAGGCGGAUCUGGCAGAGUUGGACGAUGCAAGGCAUGUCGUGCAAGAACGGCGCUUUACCUGUUUCUACCCUGCGGGAAGCUGCUUCAUGAUGCCUGUUGAGAGUGGUGUAGUAGAUUCGCAACUAAAGGUUCACGGUGUGAGUAACGUACGAACCGUCGAUGCGUGUAUAUUCCCUCUCGAGCCGAGUGGGAAUAUCCAGGCGACGGUGUAUGCCGUUGCAGAGAGGGCAGCUGAUAUGAUCAGAGUCUAA
This is a messenger RNA of Aspergillus wentii DTO 134E9, 1557 nucleotides long. Its product is annotated as GMC family oxidoreductase. The transcript is spliced from 5 exons. NCBI's taxonomy places the organism in Eukaryota, Fungi, Ascomycota, Eurotiomycetes, Eurotiales, Aspergillaceae. Gene Ontology annotation, molecular function: oxidoreductase activity, acting on CH-OH group of donors; flavin adenine dinucleotide binding. The coding region runs from base 1 to 1557 and encodes 518 amino acids. The record is from RefSeq and is a predicted model, not a curated record.